AUGUCAUCAAGUCAACCACAAACGAACGGGGUUCCCGCCUCAUCGGCAGGCACUUCGCAACCAUUACCAAGCACACAGACCACGGCGGCCUCUUCUAGCCAACCCGCUGCUGCGGCCUCACAGAACGCACCUCCUCCAGCGCAAUCAACAACCGCCCCUCGACCGCGCGACUCAAGGCUUAUCGAACUACUGCUCACAUCGCAAGGCGUCACAGCUUACGAGCCACGCGUUCCCCUCCUCCUUCUCGACUUCGCCUACCGUCACACCUCAUCUGUUCUCAGCGAUGCGCUACACCUUUCCGGCGACCCAUAUGUCACACAGGCCGGCUCUAAGCCAUCAGCAAACGCUGGAGCAAUCUCAGCACCUGCAGGCGACGCUGCAGUCACGGCCAAUGCCGUUAAGCUCGCCAUUGCUGCGCGACUCAGCUACCAGUUCCGCGGAGGAAACGCAGGCGGGGGAAUUAGCAAGGACUACAUGCAAGAACUUGCGCGCGAACGCAACAAGGUGGCACUGCCUAAAAUUGUGCCCAGCGAAUGGGGUGUGCGACUACCAAGCGAACGGUUCGUACUGAGUGGCACAAGCUGGGGACUGAAGGAUGUAUGGGAUGAAGAAGACGACGAGGAAGAGGAUCAAGGGGGUGAUGCUAUGGAAGGUAUUGAGGGUCCCGAGCCUGAAGAUAUUGGCGGAGAUGGGGUUGAGGGUGGGACAGUGGAGGAUAUGUUUGGUGAAGAUGUCGACGAGGAAAUGGCAGAGGAGGGCUAG
This is a messenger RNA of Fusarium proliferatum ET1, 762 nucleotides long. RefSeq lists its product as uncharacterized. NCBI's taxonomy places the organism in Eukaryota, Fungi, Ascomycota, Sordariomycetes, Hypocreales, Nectriaceae. Gene Ontology annotation, molecular function: transcription coactivator activity; protein heterodimerization activity; RNA polymerase II general transcription initiation factor activity. The transcript has a single exon. The record is from RefSeq and is a predicted model, not a curated record. Bases 1 to 762 code for a protein of 253 amino acids. Gene Ontology annotation, cellular component: SAGA complex; transcription factor TFIID complex. Gene Ontology annotation, biological process: DNA-templated transcription initiation; RNA polymerase II preinitiation complex assembly.